Molecule: messenger RNA, 3254 nt
Organism: Sphaeramia orbicularis (orbiculate cardinalfish)
Lineage: Eukaryota; Metazoa; Chordata; Actinopteri; Kurtiformes; Apogonidae
Exons: 21
Coding region: 1-2235 (744 amino acids)
Source: RefSeq, a predicted model, not a curated record
AUGCUUCUUUGCAUCUUUUUGGACCACAUUCUCUGGUUCCAGUGGCUGAUGAUGUUAUCACCUUGGGCUGUGGGAUUAGUUUGGCUGAUUUGCAGCUCCUCCAGGUUUUGUGAGUGUGACCUGGAGUCAACGGAGAACCUAAAAAAUGACUGUUACAAGAAAAUGUGUGUGGAGAAACCCUAUUCUAGGUUACAACUGUCAUGUUGUGGAAAUCAAACAUUCAACCCAGCAGCAGCGACUUGCUGUGAAGAGCAUCGUGGGAAAAACAAAUUAGUGAGAAUCACAGAGCAUCUGAGUGAAGAGGUAUCAGACUGCUGUGGCCUGCAGGCUUACAACAAACUCAAUGAAAUCUGCUGUGAGUCAACCGUCUUAGACAAGCCUGCAGCAGAAGCCAAGUGCUGUGGUAACAAGGCCUAUGAUGUGCAUGAGCAGCUGUGCUGUGGUCGUAACAACACAAUUUUAAAUAAAACAUCCAGUGACGAUGACUGCUGUGGAUUUCAAAAGUUCAACAAGAAAACACAGUGCUGUUGUGAGAUGAAUCACACUCUUCACGUUAAACCCAUGUGUUGUUCUGAUUGUAACGAAACCUGUGAUGCUAAUGUCAACAGCAGCCCAGACCCACCUUUAUGUGGAGGAGAGACCUAUGAUGUGGACAGGCAGUUGUGCUGUGGUAUUAAACACAUAAUUUUAAAUAAAACAUCCAGUGACUACAACUGCUGUGGAGAGAAGGAGUACAACACAAAGACAUACUGCUGCUGUGAAAAAAAUUAUACUCUUCGCAUCGAACCCAUCAAAGUGAGAGAGGUUUCCGAUUACUGUGGCCUGCAGGCUUACAACAAACUCAAUGAAAUCUGCUGCGGAUCUACCAUCAGGCCUGCGGCAGGAACCCAAUGUUGUGGUAACGAGGCCUAUGAUGUGCAUGAGCAGCUGUGCUGUGGUCGUAACAACACAAUUUUAAAUAAAACAUCCAGUGACGAUGACUGCUGUGGAUUUCAAAAGUUCAACAAGAAAACACAGUGCUGUUGUGAGAUGAAUCACACUCUUCACGUUAAACCCAUGUGUUGUUCUGAUUGUAACGAAACCUGUGAUGCUAAUGUCAACAGCAGCCCAGACCCACCUUUAUGUGGAGGAGAGACCUAUGACGUGGACAGGCAGUUGUGCUGUGGUAUUAAACGCACAAUUUUAAAUAAAACAUCCAGUGACUACAACUGCUGUGGAGAGAAGGAGUACAACACAAAGACAUACUGCUGCUGUGAAAAAAAUUAUACUCUUCACAUCGAACCCAUCAAAGGUGUGCAACAACAGAGGCCAAGAUCUCAGCUCAAUUGCGCUGAGCCGCACACAGCAGUCUGUGGGUCAACAUGCUACAAUCCGAAUCUACUUGACUGCUGUCUGAGAAACAACACUAAUUGUGAAACCUCAGGUCACUGUGGUGAUGUUGCUCCAACAGUAUUUAACCCACGCACACAUUUCUGCUGUUAUGGCCACGUAAUUGACAGGAAUCCGUGGAUGGAAGAAUUUCCCUGCUCACCAGAAGAGCACUGCUGUGGAGGGAACGUCUACAACCCUGAAACUCACAUCUGCUGCAAUCAACACAGGUGGCACAAAGGAGAGCACAUUCGUUGUUGUGGUGCGGAAGCCUACAACAUUUCAGACACACAGAUGAAAUGCUGUGCGGGAACGCUGUAUAACUUGACGUCCUUGAAUAAAUCUGCACAUGAGGCAAAAUGCUGUGGAUCCAUUCUGCUUCAACAAGAUGAUGAAUGCUGUUUAAAUGGGGAUAAGGAGUUGCUCUACUCUGCUAAGGAAGGAUUUAGAUGCUGCCGUCACCUCUAUUACAACACUUCUCUGUGGUCGUGCUGCGCAGGGGAGCUUCACCCGGUCCGGCGACGAGGACAGAGCACCUGCAAGACGUUGUCCAGACUGCUGCCAAUAAACAAUCUGUCAAAAGCUCAUCUUUGUGAAAAGGUGAAAGUGGGAACUGUUCAAAGUGUGUCCUGGAAAAGUGUAGUGCUCAUUAACGUGCUGGAAAUCAACGGAAAACAUGCCACUGUGAAACCCCUGCCCGCUCAGGUUGUGACCUGGAACAACCGCUGCAGAUCACUGAACAAAAAACCAAAACUGAUCCCCGGUCAGAUUUACUUCUUUGAUGAUGUUACUGACUUCUUCACUGAUUUCAACCAUGACUCUUUACAUCAGUCACUGCAUUAUAUUCUUGACAAGUGCACUGUCUAACCACACUGACGGUGUUAAAUGUAACAUUGUUAUUUGCUAGUAUUUGUUGAUACAGUUUAAUCAUAAAUGGAAGCUAUAAGAUUAACAUUAACAAGUUCAGCCUGUAUCAGAAGUUCUGACAAGUUUUGGAGGUUCAUGACGCUGUAGCCUUUCUCUUUUGAAAAGAUUAGUGGCUUCAGAAAAUUGACACAUCCCAAAACAACAGCUGAAUGCACAUAAAAGCCCAGAUCUACUCCUCAGCAGUAGAAAAAGCUGUGCGCUCUGCUAUUUCUAUUGAAAAGUAGGUGACUUCUAAGCUAUCAUUGGUGCAGAAUUCAUUAUAUAAGCUAAAGUCACAAUUGUUUUAUGCUACUUUGAGUUAUUGGUCUGAAAUAGCUGAUAAUUGGCAACUGUUUGCACAUAUUUAAUAUGUUAUAUGCUUAAUUGUUAAGUUUGUAAGGAUGUUUUUAUCGGUUGAGCUAUCAUGUAGAACAGGGGUGUCCUUUACUGGACUUCCAGAGCUGGUAUCCUGCAUAUUUUAGAUGUAUCCCUCUUCCAACACACCUGAUUCAAAUGAUAAGCUUAUCAUCAAGCCCUGCAGAAGCCUGAUAAUGACCGCCAGAUAUGCUGGAAGAGGGAAACAUCUAAAAUAUGCAGGAUAUCCGCCCUCGAGAUCCAGGAUUGGACACCUCUGAUGUAGAAUUUUAAAAUGACUAAACUGAAAGCUACUGUUUGAAUGUGAAUGUAAAAUAUGUACUGUUGUCAUCUGGUUGGAACUGGGCCUUUAUUGUACUGUACAUCACUCAUCUAACAGUGAGUUUAUGUGAACGCCAUGAAUUCAAAUAGAAACCUAAUUUCAUUUGACAUAAGAAGGUAUAUGGCACAUGAACAAUGAAUGUCAAAGCAAGCAUAUGAUGUUAUAUUCAUUGUUUAUACAUUCACCAGCACCUUGGUGAGUGUGCCUUUCUCUUGUUUUUUUGUUUGUUUGUUGUUGUUUUUUAUAUACCAGAUAAGGCAUGAAAUAAAUAACAUUUAAAGUA